AUGGAUGCGUGGAACGAAGAUUUUGCGGAGCUGGAGAUUGGGAGCUCCACGGAAUCGUUCCAAAAGUUUUUGCUUUCGCAGAGAGACCUCUUCCACAAUCAGAUCGACCAGUUUCAGGAAAUCGUCGUCACGCAAUGCAAACUCACCGGAGUCAAUCCUCUCUCUCAAGAAAUGGCGGCUGGUGCUUUGUCAAUAAAAAUUGGGAAAAGACCUAGGGAUUUAUUGAAUCCAAAGGCUGUAAAUUACAUGCAAUCAAUUUUUUCGAUUAAAGAUUCUAUUAGCAAGAAAGAGUUGCGUGAGAUCAGUGCUUUGUUUGGUGUCACUGCGACGCAGGUGCGGGAUUUUUUCACUGGUCAGCGUUCAAGAGUGAGGAGACUAGUGCAGUUUUCAAAGGAGAGGGCAUUAAGUUCUAAUUCUUGUGAGGGACCUCAUGAUGAUCAAAUAAUUUCUGAUCCUGUGAGACCAAUAAAUCCAGCUUCCCUAAACUCUACUGCCCCGUCCAAUGCUGAAGAAGCGUCUUGUUCAACACAGGAUGCAGCCUUGUCUGACCUAGAUGACUCAGAUAAACAUUUUGUUGAUAAUAUUUUUAGUUUAAUGCAAAAAGAGGAGACAUUUUCUGGGCAGGAGAAAUUGAUGGAGUGGAUAUUGACGAUACAGAAUUUUUCAGUAUUGUUGUGGUUUUUGAGCAGAGGGGGUGGAAUAACUUUAGCUACUUGGUUGAGUAAGGCAGCUGUUGAAGAGCAAACCAGUGUCCUUCUUCUUAUCUUGAAGGUUCUUUGUCAUUUGCCUUUACAUAAAGCCAUUCCCAUGCACAUAUCAGCUAUAUUGCAGAGUGUAAAUAAACUACGGUUCUACAGGACAUCAGACAUAUCAAACAGAGCAAGGGUUUUGUUGUCAAAGUGGAGCAAAUUAUUAGCGAGGAACCAAGUAAUAAAGAAGCCCAAUGGUGUCAAGCCUUCUAAUGAUGGUCAUAAAGCGUUGAUGCUUUCUCAGAGUGUUGGUCAAUUUAUGGGCUCUGAAUCAUGGCAUUCAAAUAUUGAUGUUCCCGAAGACUUUCUCACUCUCUCAAGUGAAAGUUCGGACAAUUUCAGGAAAGUAGGAUCUCCACAAUCGGUGAAAUUGUUGCCUCCUAGCUUGGAUGAUUCUAAUAAAAAGUCCACACUUGGUGUAUCUUCAUCUCAAUCUAGAGAGCGCAGAAAAGUGCAAUUGGUGGAACAGCCAGGCCAAAAGUCAAUGAGUAGAAGCUCACAAGUGACGAGAGCAGGGCCUGUAAGUCAAGGCCGUCCCAUGUCCGCUGAUGAUAUCCAGAAAGCAAAAAUGCGUGCUUUAUUUAUGCAGAAUAAGUAUGGGAAAUCCGGUUCCAAGGAAAGUAAAGAAACAAAGAUUGAUGGUCUGAAUAAAAAACCUCAGACAACUACUGCCAGUAUUGCAGCUUGCUCUUCUAAAGUUCCUACUCCUCCCAAAAUUGAAGAAAACAAGAAACCUCUGUUACUUGCCUCUAAAACCAGUAAUAGGCUUUCAAAACCGAAAAUGGAUGUGAAGGAACCUCUCUGGGAGAAGUGCAAGAGGGUUCAGAUUCCAUGGAAAACACCAGCAGAAGUGCAACUUAAAGAUACCUGGAGAGUUGGUGACGGUGAAAAUAGCAAAGAGAUUGAUGUCCAGAGAAACAGAAACCGCAGGGAAAAGGAAACUAUAUACCAGACUGUCCAAGAAAUGCCACCUAAUCCCAAGGAGCCUUGGGACCUUGAAAUGGACUAUGAUGACACUUUGACGUUGGAAAUUCCAAUUGAACAGUUACCAGAUGGUGAUGGUGCAGAUAUAGCAGAUUCCCCCAAUCAGGUAGCAACUCAUACUGUUCAAGGGGUGGCCUCCACUUCUUCAACAAGUAUGACUCCUGCUGAGCCUGAUUUAGAAUUGCUUGCCGUACUGCUAAAAAAUCCAGAGUUGGUAUUUGCCUUAACUUCUGGACAAGCCGGUAGCAUACCGAGUGAAGAAACAGUGAAGCUGCUUGACAUGAUCAAGAGAGGAGGUGCGAACUUGGGUUUAAGUGAAAAUACAAAUGGGAGUUAUGGCACGAGUGUAAAAGCCCCGGAGAAGGUGGAAGUUUCUCUCCCAUCUCCAACCCCUUUAAGCGAUCCAAGAACGAGUGGAUGGAGCUCAGAAGCAUCCAAAAACCCCUUUUCACGGCGAGGUGUAGCACCUGAUAGGAUUAUCCAGAACCAUUCUGCAGUGGCAACUACCAACUUAUUAUCUCAGAUUCCCGUAACUAGCACCACUACAGCAAGGCAACAGCCAACAGCUGUCGUUUCAUCUUCGAGGCAUUUCAUAAGCACAGCAGUUACUCCAUUUGCACUGCAUCAGGCAUCUAAUAUUAAUCCUGAAAAGCAACCUUCAGUGAGGCAUGUACAAAUACCAUCCUCAAACGUAGGUUUAACCAUGAAGAAGAACUUAAUCACUGCCAAUGCAUCUUCAGUUAACUUUUCUGGCACUCAUUCAACUCUAGCAAUGCGGGGUGAUGGCACCAAUUAUGUAAAACCCGUACAGAAUUUGAGUGUACAACAUGAGGGUGUGGCUAAUUCCUUCCCACAGUCAUCCUUCAAGUUACCCUCACCAACGCCGUCAAAUUCAGUCACACAGCAACAAAGACAUCAUCAACAUGUGGUCCUCGAAGCCCAUUACACUGAACCUCCUCAUCGUAACCCUAGCCGUUCAUACCCACCCCAAAUCGAAAAAUCAGAUCAUGGGUCUGAAAACAUGUGGAGAGUUAGGCAAGAUGUGUCAUCCAGUUAUCAUUCUCAAAGAAAUCAUAACCAUAAUACAAUGGUUGGGGGAUCCAGGCAAUCUGGCUUAUGUGAUAGAAAUAUUCAGGGUAGGGAAGAUUUUGAAUCAUGGAGUCCCGAGAAUAGUCCAACCAGAAAUCCUAGGUGUGUACCAGGUAGAAACUACCCAGAGUCCAGAAUAAAUCAAGGAAGAGGUCAUAGACCUGAAUGGUCAAGGCAGAGGGGCUCUUCUGGACACUGGGACCCUGGCAAGCAGGGAAACAGAAAUUGGCAAGAUCAGAGACGAUAA
Molecule: messenger RNA, 3069 nt
Organism: Sphenostylis stenocarpa
Lineage: Eukaryota; Viridiplantae; Streptophyta; Magnoliopsida; Fabales; Fabaceae
Source: the annotation of a GenBank genome assembly